AACACGAAAGCGCUUAAAUUAUAAAGCCAGAGUUUAAAGAAAAUAAAAAAACAAAGCACACAAAAAAAAAACAACAAUAAAAGACAAUAAAUAAAGCCUUUUGUUAAUAAAAUACAAGUUUAAGAUUUUUGCAGCUUUGUUCAACUUAUAAAAUUCCCUUCAAGAUGAGUUGUGGAAUGUCCAUGGUCAAAUAUAUUCUAUUCUUAUUCAAUCUGCUAUGUUCGAUAUGCGGCAUAUUGUUGAUAGUGUUCGGAGCCUUGCUCUUCACCAACAUUCAUACAGUUGAAGAUUUUGCCGAGGCUUUGAAGACACAACAAGUACCCAUCACUUUGAUCGUUUUGGGCGUCGUAAUAUUAUUGAUAUCUUGGUUUGGUUGUUGCGGAGCCAUACGUGAAAGUUACUGCAUGUCUAUGACGUAUUCUGUUCUAUUGUUCGUGUUAAUGAUCGGUCAAUUGGUUCUGGUGACAUACAUGUGGUUGAAUAAGGAUAAAUAUCUGAUAAUCAUGGGUGAUGUGGUGGAGAAGGCAUGGCUGAAUCGUACCCGUAAAGGUGACUACAUGGAUGCCAUACAAAUAAGUAUGGAAUGCUGCGGCAAGUCCAGUUUUGAGGACUAUCGGUAUCAAGGAUAUUUUCCACCAUCUUGUUGCAAAGAUGCUCAAAAUUGCCGCUACGAGACGGUCUUUAAGAAAGGUUGCAAGCAAGCUUUUGUUGAUUUUUGGGAUAAAAAUGCCGACAUAAUCAAGUACGCUGGCCUAGUUAUUGCAGGCAUCGAGUUUGCCGGGUUUAUAUUUGCCUGCUGUUUGGCUAAUAAUGUGCGAAAUUAUAAACGUCGUUCCGCUUAUUAAACACCGGGAAACUUUACUUAUUUCUGCUUCGAAUCUCUUGUUAAUCUGUACAUAAUUCUAUGAAAAUAAUUUAAAUGAAUUGAUAUCGAACAAUAGAUUAAUAUGCAGAGAAUAAUGAAUAAUCUUAUAUAUAUAUAUCUAUAUAUAUAUAUAUAUUGUAUAAAGUGUCCCAAUAUAGCACACACAAUACGCAGUACCUAAAAAAAUGUAAUUGUAAUAAAAGGUACAAACAGUUAUAUAUGCAUAAAUUUAAGUGUGUAUACGUGCACGUAUACAUGUAACGUAAAUUAUAUUUAAAGACAAAAGAAAACGAAAGAAAAACCCAUCUCUUAUAAGAAGAA
Glossina fuscipes is the source of this 1186-nucleotide messenger RNA. Its product is annotated as 23 kDa integral membrane protein-like. The transcript has 6 exons. The coding region runs from base 165 to 845 and encodes 226 amino acids. Lineage: Eukaryota; Metazoa; Arthropoda; Insecta; Diptera; Glossinidae. The record is from RefSeq and is a predicted model, not a curated record. Gene Ontology annotation, cellular component: membrane.